Molecule: messenger RNA, 2613 nt
Organism: Lontra canadensis (Northern American river otter)
Lineage: Eukaryota; Metazoa; Chordata; Mammalia; Carnivora; Mustelidae
Gene: GCNT4
Product: glucosaminyl (N-acetyl) transferase 4
Exons: 2
Coding region: 218-1582 (454 amino acids)
Cellular component (GO): membrane
Molecular function (GO): acetylglucosaminyltransferase activity
Source: RefSeq, a predicted model, not a curated record
CCCCGAGCUACUGUGGGCGACCCCGCCGCGCGCCAAGCGGACGCCGCAACUUCGGGAACCCGCGCGGCGGCCGGGAGUCGCGCGGCGUGUGCGCACCAGGGUUUCCCCAGACUCUCCCGGAGCGGUGAGGACGCGGCUCCGGCGUGCGCCCUUUCCCGAGGCGGGGGUCGCGCAAUCUAGGUCCUCCCGGCUGGGGCGCCAGGGAGAGCCGCUCAGAAUGAAGACGUUCAAAUGUUGUUUUAAAUACCCAGCACAGCAGAAGGUUUUCAUCUUAUUUGUAACUCUGUGGCUGUUCUCCCUGUUGAAGCUUCUAAAUGUGAAAAGCCUCUUUUUCCCUCAAAGAGGUGUUUACUUGGUGGAGUCCUUCCUGAGUACCUCGCCUUUUGUAAGAAACAGGUACACCAAUGUGAAGAAUGAAGUCAGGUAUGACGUGAACUGCUCAGGGGUCUAUGAACAGGCACCUUUGGAAAUCGGCAAGAGUCUGGAAAUAAGAAGGAGAGACAUCAUUGACUUGGAUGAUGAGGACGUCGUGGCAAUAACCAGUGACUGUGACGUUUAUCAGACCCUCCGAAGGUACCAUCAAAAGCCCGUUUCAAGGGAGGAGAAGAGCUUCCCAAUAGCUUACUCUUUGGUCGUUCAUAAAGACGCCAUUAUGGUUGAAAGGCUACUCCAUGCUAUAUACCACCAACACAAUAUUUACUGCAUCCACUAUGACCAUAAGUCGCCUGAUGUCUUCAAAGUUGCCAUGAACAAUUUAGCCAAGUGCUUUUCCAAUGUUUUCAUUGCCUCCAAAUUAGAGACAGUGCAAUACGCACAUAUUUCCAGACUCCAGGCGGAUCUGAAUUGCUUGUCAGACCUCCUCAAAUCCUCAGUUCGGUGGAAAUACAUUAUCAAUCUGUGUGGGCAAGAUUUUCCUUUGAAGUCAAAUUUUGAAUUGGUGUCAGAGUUGAAGAAACUCAACGGAGCAAAUAUGUUAGAAACCGUGAAACCCCCAAAUAGUAAAAUGGAAAGAUUCACUUAUCACCAUGAACUCAGACAGGUGCCUUAUGAAUAUGUGAAGCUACCAGUAAGGACAAACGUCUCCAAGGAAGCCCCCCCACAUAACAUUGAGAUAUUUGUUGGCAGCGCUUAUUUUGUUUUAAGUCGGGCAUUUGUGAAAUCCAUUUUCAACAACUCCCUCGUUAAAGACUUUUUUGCCUGGUCUGAAGAUACGUACUCGCCGGAUGAACAUUUUUGGGCUACCUUAAUUCGGGUACCAGGAGUACCUGGGGAGAUUUCUAGGUCAGCCCAGGAUGUGUCUGACUUACAGAGUAAGACCCGCCUUGUCAAAUGGAACUAUCAUGAAGGCGUCUUGUAUCCGCGAUGUACGGGCUCCCACCUUCGAAGUGUGUGUAUCUUUGGGGCGGCAGAAUUAAGGUGGCUCAUAAACGACGGGCACUGGUUUGCUAAUAAAUUUGAUUCUAAGGUGGAUCCUGUCUUGAUUAAAUGCCUGGCGGAAAUGCUUGAAGAGCAGCAGAGACAAUGGAUCACUUUAUCUUCAAAAAAAUUACUUAUGGCUAAAAAUCCCAUAAUCACAUCAUGAUGAAAUCAUAAUAGAAGGAAGCUGUCUGAUAAAUAGAGUUCUUAUGGACUUGUGUGCUCUACCAUGCCCAGUUCUACUCGAACUUAACUCCUCAUAGUUUGCGAGGUGUCCAUAAUUCCAUGCACAAAGGCGACAAUUAGCCUGAAUUUGGUUGGGUGUUUUUAUGUUUGUUUCCUUGUAACCUUAUGGAGCUAAAUCAGAGAUUCUAAACAGUCCAUCAUCAGAGCUCAGAAACUACUGAGCUCCAACUGUAUGCCAGGUACUUUUAUAGAAACACGUAGGAAUUAAAUCCAAAUUGUAAUGAGUUGUACAAUGCCUUCAAGGCUUGCCCUAGCCCCACAGCAACCUUAAUAUCUUACAUUUUCCUCAUAGCAAUCAAGAUUCUACAGAAAAGGUGUUGGAGUGUGGGAUAAUCAUGUAACCAUUGGAACCACCAAUUUCAGGGUAGUGUUUAUGUUCAGUGAACAAAACUCCACUUGUCUUUUAAUUCAGCUCCCUAGACUUUUCUUAACCAUUAGAAUAUUUGAAGGAGAAACCAUUACCUCAGGAAAGCUCAAACAAUUGUCCAAUUUCCUGCUUGCCAAAGCAUAAUUUUCCUAUUGGUGCCUCACCCUUUCAGUUCAGAGUCCAAAGACUCUGUUGGCGGGGCAUUUACAGUGGGUGAAUGUCAGGGAGGCUGGUUGGGGGGCCGGGGGGAUUGGGAUAAGUGGUGCCUGAAGAGAAACAAAGGGAUCUGUAGGACUUUUGCAUCAUGUUACACAAUGGCUUCAUGAAUGAUCUCUUUUUAAUUCAAUUAGUUCUUUAAAAUUAUUGAUUAAAUAUAAGAACUUGAUUAAUAGUUGAAAGUAUUACACUCCCAAAUGUUGAACCUAAGUCUUCUAGCUCAAAGAUUAUCAUUAUAUGUAGGGUUCUUUUAUAGUGGAAUUAGUGUAAUUUUGUUUUAUGGAACCUUAAGCUAAGAAUCACUGAAUUUUCUUGAAAAGGUUGUGUAAAAUAUGACAGCUUUCUAAAUUAACUAUCAUGGUCGUUUA